AUGGACGAGCUGCGGCGGGAGCAGCACCGCAUCGCCGGCCACCCCUACGCCUUCGAGGUGGGGUCCUUCUUCCUGCGCGGCUACUACAGCGUCCUCGCCAACACCCCGGAGCUGGCCAGGCAGUUCUACACGGCCGGGAGCACCGUCGUCAGGCUCGACUGCCAGACCCUCGACUCCGCCUUUGGGGAGACGGUCGAGGAAAUCAAUGAUAUAUUGAUGUGCAUGAAUGUUCACAAGGUUGAGGUUAGAACGGCUAAUUUCUUGGAGUCAUGGGGUGGAUCCAUCUCUGGGUUGGUCACUGGUCUAGUGCAACUCAAGGGCUACCCUUCACGCAAGAGAUUCUCCCAGAGUUUCGUUCUUGCUCCUCAGGUCGAACCAGAUGGAUUUUUUGUGUACAGUGACAUCUUUAAGUUCAUCUGUGAUGAGUACGAUACUCAUUACCAAGUUGCUGAUUACGGUUUUGCUGACAGUAUACCCCAUAUGGCUGCUCCUAAUACCUUGACUGAAACAGCAUCUGAUUAUGUGGCUGAAGAACUUGAAGCAAAUGGGUUUGAAGCUCCUGUUGAUGUUGAGGAAAGGGAGAGUGGUAUUAUAUAUGAGAACUAUGAAAUGCAGCAGCAAGAUCCUUUGGAGUAUGAGGCUCCAAUCAACGAAGAAACUCAUAUUGAAUAUCCUACUCCCUCUUUCCCCAGUACAGCAGACAUUAAACAGGAUGCAUCUCUUGCUCCUCCCCACUCUCCUUCCCCACCUGCCCCUGAAGAAGAACCUGUGGGAGAACCACCUAAGCAAACAUAUGCUUCAGUGCUGCGAACAAAAGGACCCGCUGGCCAUCAGGUUAUCCACUCCAAUCCUGUCAACAAGGCUAUGGUGGGGACUGCAGAGUCACAGCUAGUUCGACAGGCAGUGCAAGAGAAAUCCAACUUGGACACUCGUCGGGAUGCCAGUGUCCCCGAGGAUGAAGAAGAGUUCCUAUCGGUGUAUGUUGGUAAUCUUUCUCCGGCGACUUCAGUCUUUGAUCUUGAAAAGGCCUUUCAGGCUUUUGGAAGAAUUAAACCCGAUGGAGUUGCUAUACGGAGUCGCAAGGAGGCUGGAGUUUUCUUUGGCUUUGUUGAGUAUGAAAGCAUGAGGGGCAUCCAGAAUGCGUUGGAGGCAUCUCCAAUUGAGCUGAAUGGGCGUCAAGUAUUUGUUGAGGAGAGGAGGCCUAGCAGUAUAAUCUUCCGUGGUGGCGGAAGACGAGGACGGGGAAGAACUUCAGAUUUCUCAAGGGGUCAAUAUGGUGGGCGCUAUGAAACGGAUUACUCUACUCGGUCAAAGGGAAAUGGGUACCAAAGGAGGGGUGGACGUCAAUAUGACGAUUACGAGUAGUUUCACAUUUUCUCUGCUGGCGAAUGGUCGUAUCCUAUUUGGUGCUCUCUACCUGGUGCGGCCCUGGCCACAAUUUUGUCACAACAAAGGGCGGUUAUCUGGGGAAACUUUGAGUAUCGCUUAGCCGUUAUUUCAUGCCUCGUCUCUAGAUGGGAGUUAUAUAUCAAUUGCUGCAUGAUAGUAAUUUCUGCUGCAUAUCUGGUAUGAAUGAAACCUGAGCUGCUGCCGAGACAUGAAAAAGAAGGGUCAGUGUUAUCAUUUGA
This is a messenger RNA of Lolium rigidum, 1628 nucleotides long. Its product is annotated as nuclear transport factor 2-like. Lineage: Eukaryota; Viridiplantae; Streptophyta; Magnoliopsida; Poales; Poaceae. The record is from RefSeq and is a predicted model, not a curated record. Gene Ontology annotation, cellular component: ribonucleoprotein complex; cytosol. The transcript is spliced from 9 exons. Gene Ontology annotation, molecular function: mRNA binding. The coding region runs from base 1 to 1365 and encodes 454 amino acids.